Molecule: messenger RNA, 1440 nt
Organism: Mytilus californianus (California mussel)
Lineage: Eukaryota; Metazoa; Mollusca; Bivalvia; Mytilida; Mytilidae
Exons: 2
Coding region: 369-968 (199 amino acids)
Source: RefSeq, a predicted model, not a curated record
GAUGUUUAUAAAUCAUUUCAGUCGUUGAUAUAAUAAUUAAAGGUCGACUGAACAUGAAUUAUAUUAUACAAUUUAAAGCGCAUUUCUGUUUAUGCACGUGAACCCGUCUAACGUUAUUUUCGCAGUUAUAUAAAGUAGCAAAUUAUCGUUCCUGAAUAGGUGGCGCCGUGGUAGCGGAUCCUGUUCCUCUACUUCCGGUUUCUGCACUGUGCAACUAUUUCAGUUAUAUUUUUAAUUAACGAUGCCAAGUACUUGUUGUUGUGUACCUGGAUGUCAUUUAAGAGGAGGACAUGCAUUUCCAAAUGACUUAAAAAGAAGGAAAAGUUGGAUCAACGCCAUGGCCCAUACGCAGAUUGGACGAGAACACGAUGAUAUCGUGGAGUCCAUCUCAAUCAGCUGUUGUUUGCAAGGCACGUUUUACUGAAAAAGACUACGUGCAGGAAACUAUUCAUGGGCGCAAACCCACCAUACAGAGACUUAAGUCUACUGCAAUUCCCAGCCUAUUUUCCUGGACCAAGCAAGAGACUGAAUCGUCCACAAAAAGAAAAAUCAGGGCAGUUUCCUGUGAAAACAAAAGAACUAAACUUGAUGAAUAUUGUAGUAGAAAUCUAGAGGAAAGUUUUGAUUGUAAAGUUGGUUUUCCUGAAGAAGUCAUUCAUACUGCAGAAAGGAUUUAUGACUGUCCACCACCAACUGCCGAGCUAAUGUUGAGCUUCACAGAUGGAAUUACGCAAACACCAUCAAUGCCUAUGUUUUCAGCAGAGAAUUUUGAAAUGAAGACACGUGACACAGCCAUGCAUUUUUAUACCGGUUUAGAGUUGUAUACUAAAUUUUUAUUUGUUUUGACCACACUUGGUCCAGCAGCACAUUGUUUGAGAUACAUAUAUUUUCAAAUUGAUAGGGUGUCAGUUGAAAAUCAGUUUUUUUAUGACUUUGAUGAAAUUGAGGCAUCAUACAACCAACUUUGAACUGUCUAGAUUCUAGAUUGAAUCUAGUGUUAAGAAUAUUGUGUAUACAUGGAUUGUUUUUAUGUCUAAACAGUGGUGUGAGGCUAACACUUGGCCAUCUAGUGGUUUAGUCAGGUAUUUUUCACCAUCCAACUUCAAAUUAAAGUUUCCUACGACUUGGAUUAUUAUUGACAGCACAGAAUAUCCCGUGAUAAAACCUAAAGCUCCUAGAGCUCAGGCAACCUUUUCAUCAAAUAAAAACAGAAACACUGAAAAUUCUUGAAUGUUCGACACCUGGUGGUUUAGUCAACUAUGUCUCUAUGUCACAUAGAGCGAAUUAUUGGACUUGGCAAAACAUACAAAAUUCUAAUAAAUCCUAUGAAUGGAACUGAAACAAAACUUUCAUCUGAAAUAACAUUUAGUUGUUUUAUGUUGUGUAAUUUUAGAACUUGUAUUGUGCCAAAGGAUGCAUAAAUAAAAGUGACGCAAUGAA